Messenger RNA from Octopus bimaculoides (California two-spot octopus), 861 nucleotides. RefSeq lists its product as uncharacterized. The record is from RefSeq and is a predicted model, not a curated record. Lineage: Eukaryota; Metazoa; Mollusca; Cephalopoda; Octopoda; Octopodidae.
GGUGCUGUAUUAUUUCUCUGUUCUAGGUCAGAUACAAUGAACAGCAGCUGGUCUGGUGUCCAAGACUCCAGUGAUUUUAGUGAUGAUUCAUCAAGUGGGGAGCAGUUCUUUGCUGUUGGUCUUCACCUGGUUAAUGCCAUUGAUUCUAAAGACACCAGCAGUGAUGAAGAUGAUGUUCCUGCCCAAAAAGAAGGCCUCUUGAGGGCUCCCAUGGCAAGUCAAAGCAUGGACAAUCUCUAUGAUUGCAAAUCAACAUAUACUUGGCCACCGAAGCACCCAUGGGCACGCCGCAGCAACCUAGUCCAUAAUUCACCAGAACUUGACUGUUCGGAAUCUACCCAAUCAAUAGGUGGUACGCCUGGUGUAGGGCCCCCAAUUCAUUCAUGUGGGCCAUGGUCAGCUGACCCACUUCACCUUCCUAGAAACAUGUGGCCCACAGGAAUACCCUCCCACACACCGAACCAGAAUUCAGGUCAUCAAGGCUAUGGUGCUUUACAUUUGGCUAAUCGAGAAUAGACAUUGGAUGUAUACAGAAUCAAUUAUCUUGUCCCAUUACCUUCCUGCCCCUACCUCUCUCUCCUCCUCCUCUUCCUCUUCCUCCUCCCAUCCAUCCAAUUAGUAAGCAGACAUUUUCAUCUCUCUGCCGCUAUUAAUUUGUUAAAUACAUUUCCAAAUAUUUAUUUUUAUAUACACACACAUAUAAAUCUACAAGUGCACACACACAUUUUUUUUUUUACACCUACAGUACCAAUGGUCAAUACACACACACACACACCAAUUUUGUUUUUAAUGAAACAUAAGCUAACAGAAAGCCUCACCAACACAUUUAUACCCAAAUUCACACACACACACACACACACA